UUAGUCUUGGCGUGCAAGCUCGUCAGUUGAUCGGAGCUUUCUCUGCGAGAAUAUUCCUUCAAAGUGCGCGUCUCGUGGCAGAAUGAUGUGUUCUUGGGCACUUCUCGGUGUUUUAAUAGCCGUGGCUGGAAGUGUGGGUGGCCAUGUUACCCACAGUGAACCCCUGAGGGUGGCGGGGGGUAAUCUCACUAUUGGACACCUGAGGACCGUGACGGCAUCACAGAAUGCAAGUGAGAAACCCGAGGUGCUCAAAGUGCUCAAUCAAACUUAUUCGAAGAAUGAUUUGGGAGAAUAUAUGAUUUCGUAUGUACUCAACGAUGGCAACCGUCGUGUUGAGGUGGCAGAAUUUGAGGAGGUCGACGGCUCAAAGAAGUUUGUAAUUCGUGGGUUAUUCACCUACAUGCAGAAUGGCAUCGUAAGGAAUGUUCUUUACAAAUCCGAUGAUACUGGUUUCUACACUUAUCCGGAUCCAACGGCCGUCCCCGAAGACAAUGUCCUCUUCUUACCACCAGAAACCACCGAUCAAUGUGUGAAGCAGAACACUUGCAUAGAUUCCAAACUCCUCACAAUUCUCGUGGGAUGAGGAGCAUUAAAAAAUCCCCCGAAGGGCUUUUUUUCUCGCUUGGAAAGAAAGAAAUUAUAAUGCAAUUGUACGGAAUUUUAUUCAUACAUAUAUAGUUAAUUUAUAUUCAAGUAAUUUUUUUUCGUGACACAGACUGGACGUAGCCGGUUGUUAAUUUAUUUAUUCUAUCGAAUCGUGCAAAAUAUUUUCAAUGAUAUCAUCUCACACUACAACGAGCGCAGCAAGAUUCCACGGAGCAAGUCAAUUUAUUGCAAUUUAUUAAAUACCAUAAAUUUCAGCAGCGCCAUCCUAAUGAAUGGCGUACAAAAUUUGUGGAUUUCCAUGUGACCGAAAUAUUAAUGCUAAAAACACUGAAUGGGUUAAUAUUUCGUGAAAGACGAUAUGCAGCAAAAUCUUCUCCUUUCACACAAUCAACAUUUCAAACGUGCCUCCGGGGAAGAAGCAUUUCUGAAAUUCCUCGCACUGUGCAAAAAUAAAAAUAACAAAAAAAUGUGGAAGCUGCGUAAUAUUUCACAAUAAUUAUGAUUAAGUUUGUGAAAUAAAACAGAAUAUAAAUGAAUGCAAUUUACACCCUGUAAUUUUGAAUAAUUAGUUGAAUUUUAUUGAUCACUUUGUACUAAAUUUCAUGAUAAAUGCACAAAAAUGAAUUUUAUGACAUGUUAAUUAUUAGUUUUCUUGAAAAUUUUCCAUCAUAAUAAAAACAGGAACAUUAAAAAUCUUGUUUAAUAAAUUAUUUUUAUUAUCAUGUUUAGUAAAACAUUAAAUACUUACUAACUAAUCAAAAAAAUAUUGAAAAAAAUUUAAUUAUUUAUUGGACUAUUUAUUUAUUUAAAUUUUUAAAGAAAAAAAUUAAUAAUUUUGAUAAUAGAAAAAUGAUAUUAUUAUAAUCAAUCUAUAAGAUAAACUUUCAAACAAAAUAAAAUAAUAAUCAAAUUAAAAAAUUAUCUUUGUAUGUAUUUUAAUUGGAAAAUAUAUUUAUCUUGAAUUUUCCGAUAAAAAAAAACAUUUAUUGGUUUCAGCAGGUUCGAUUACUGGCUUCAGAUGCAAUUAUUGGAGUUUUAUAUUGUUAAAAAACAAUCAAUCAUGUUUAUGACCAAUUUUAUUAAACACGUAUUUAUUUAUAAGUCUUAAGAAAAUACAUUAUUAUCCAGGAAGUGUUAGGAAGAACUUUCCAUAAAA
Lutzomyia longipalpis is the source of this 1762-nucleotide messenger RNA. RefSeq lists its product as uncharacterized. The coding region runs from base 83 to 583 and encodes 166 amino acids. The record is from RefSeq and is a predicted model, not a curated record. NCBI's taxonomy places the organism in Eukaryota, Metazoa, Arthropoda, Insecta, Diptera, Psychodidae. The transcript is spliced from 2 exons.